AUGGGAUCGUCUGGCUCAGGUGUAAUGGGAGCUACAGAAGUACUUGCUGUUGCACACUGUGUUGCCUUCUACCUCCUACAGACAGUGGCGCUGAGUUCAGAGAGAUUCACAGUGACUGGAUUGACUAGGCCAGUCUUGGCUCCAUUGGGUGGAAUCCUUGAACUCAGUUGUCAGUUGUCCCCACCACAAGAUGCACAGCACAUGGAGAUUCGCUGGUUCAGGAACCGCUAUACACAGCCUGUGCACCUGUACAGGGAUGGUAAAGACCUGCAUGGAGAAACCAUCCCCAAGUAUGUGGAGCGGACUGAACUGCUGAAAGAUGACAUUGGAAAGGGGAAAGUGACCCUCAGGAUCUUUAACGUGACUGUUGAUGAUGAUGGACCAUACCGCUGUGUCUUCAAAAAUGGUGAAUUCUAUGAAGAGCACAUCACAGAGGUCAAGGUCACAGUCACAAGCUCAGACAUACAGAUUCUUCUGAAUCCCCCGAAUAUCAAAGGAGUGAUGUUGGAGUGUCAUUCAGGGGGUUGGUUCCCACUGCCACUUAUGGAAUGGAGAGACAGCAAAGGAGAAGUCAUUCCAGAGACAUCAAAAUCCCAUUCACGGGAUGGAAACAAAUUGUUCAACAUGACAAUGGCCCUUUUUAUUAACACCAGCUCCCACUGGAAUGUCACUUGCUACCUUCAAAACCGUCUAACUCAACAAGAAGAAAGCAUAAAUAUUGUCCUAUCAGGUGAACUGUUUGCAUGGAAAUGUGUUUGGAUAGGAAUUCUGGGUAUAAUAACAAUUUUGAUGAUAGUCUUCCUCAUGACUUCCUAUGUUCAGCAACAUUUUAUACAUGAAGAUACACUUUCGAUUUUUGUCUACACAAGAAAUGCUGAUCAAUCUGAGCGUGACCGAUCUGAGGGUUUCUGCUCUGGGAGAUUUUCUCAUUGGCUAAAGGGCUUAGUGGUGUUCAUCACUUCCAUAUCUACAAUCAUAGGAACCAUGCUCAUUUUGAAUCUAAUACAAAGAGUUCAAGUUUCAGAUCCACACUUUGAAUUGGACACUUUGUGGUUAGAAGAUAUUAGUGUCGUCCUGUGUGUGAUGGUAGUGUUCAUCUUCAAGCUCGUUUCAUUUAUUUACUUCCGGUUAGAAGAUCAGAAUGGAGCUCUCAACUAUUUCUUCAGCACCAUGCCUGCCAUGCCUUCUGCCAUGUUCUCCACUGUGAUGGUAAUGGUUUAA
Molecule: messenger RNA, 1221 nt
Organism: Chionomys nivalis (European snow vole)
Lineage: Eukaryota; Metazoa; Chordata; Mammalia; Rodentia; Cricetidae
Product: selection and upkeep of intraepithelial T-cells protein 2-like
Exons: 10
Coding region: 1-1221 (406 amino acids)
Biological process (GO): regulation of cytokine production; T cell receptor signaling pathway
Cellular component (GO): external side of plasma membrane
Molecular function (GO): signaling receptor binding
Source: RefSeq, a predicted model, not a curated record